This is a messenger RNA of Phlebotomus argentipes, 2232 nucleotides long. RefSeq names its product RNA polymerase II subunit A C-terminal domain phosphatase (gene Fcp1). Gene Ontology annotation, cellular component: nucleus. Bases 157 to 2205 code for a protein of 682 amino acids. The record is from RefSeq and is a predicted model, not a curated record. The transcript has 4 exons. Gene Ontology annotation, molecular function: RNA polymerase II CTD heptapeptide repeat phosphatase activity. NCBI's taxonomy places the organism in Eukaryota, Metazoa, Arthropoda, Insecta, Diptera, Psychodidae.
AGUUUGCAGAGUUUACAAAAAUUCUCAGUGUUGAAAAUGCAAAUUCGCCACAUUUGCCAAUAGCAAUGUGAUGUUGUAUGUGCAGUAGUGGAUAUUUGUUGAUCAUUGACACAUGAUUGAGUGGAUGUUGUGAGAUAUUGGCGCAGAUACGAGACAAUGAAGUCCACCAUUCUGUUCCGAUCUGCUCAUGGCGUCGUUCGGAAGAAUUUGUUUAGGGAGGGCAGAGAGGGAGACACCGUCGGCAGAGGGGACACCACGCCAGAAGUUCAGGAGUGCAGUCACACGACAGUGAUUAAGGACAUGUGCGCCAACUGUGGCGCCGAUUUGCGGCAGAAUGAGAAUGGGAAUCCCUCGGAAGCGUCAGUGCCGAUGGUGCACUCGGUUCCGGAGCUGAAAGUCACGCAGCAACUCGCGGAGGAACUCGGCCAGGCUGACACUGAGCGCCUGCUAAAGGACAAGAAGCUGGUGCUUCUGGUGGACCUCGAUCAGACGCUCAUACACACGACGAAUGACAAUGUGCCCAACAACCUGAAGGAUGUGUACCACUUCCAGCUGUACGGCCCCAAUUCCCCGUGGUAUCACACGCGACUGCGUCCGGGAACGCCUCACUUCCUCAAUCGCAUGUCGCCCUUCUUCGAGCUGCACAUCUGCACAUUCGGGGCGCGGAAUUACGCACACAUGAUCGCGACGUUUCUGGACGAGAACGGGAAGUUCUUCUCGCAUCGCAUCCUGUCGCGCGAUGAGUGCUUCAAUGCGACCAGCAAAAUGGACAAUUUGAAGGCACUGUUUCCCUGUGGCGACUCGAUGGUCUGCAUCAUAGACGAUCGCGAGGAUGUGUGGAAUAUGGCGGCCAAUCUGAUCCAGGUGAAGCCCUACCACUUCUUCCAGCACACCGGCGACAUCAAUGCUCCGCCAGGACUCGCCAAACACGAGCUGGAUGGCAAAGGAAUAGACUUCACCGAACUGCAGAGUCAGAUACAGAAGAAGCAGGAAGAGAAGCUCUCGAGCGCGGCUGAAGGUGAAGCUGAUGCUCCUGAGAAGAGCGAUGAGGAUAGCGGGGUCAAGGAGGAGGAGAAGGAGGCGACGAGUGCGCCAAAAGAGGAGGAAGAGAAGCCCAAGGAAGAGCCUAAGCAGGAGAGCGAAGAGGGAGAAAGUCCCGAGAGGAGCGAGGAGAAGACAGCAGAGACUGAGACGAAGGAGGAGCCCAUCCGGAAGGUGUCCACAUCGGAGACGGACGACAAUCUGAUCGAGAUCGAGGAUGCGGACGACUACUUGCUAUACCUGGAGAACAUUUUGUUGAAGAUCCAUUCGCGCUUCUACGAGACGUAUGAGAAGACUGGAGAGAUUCCCGACCUCAAGGUUCUGAUCCCGCGGAUUCGGGGAGAAGUGCUGGUGGGACAGAAUAUAGUGUUCUCCGGCUUGGUGCCGAAUCGCAUAAGGCUGGAACACAGCAAGGCAUUCCAGAUCGCGCGGAGUUUGGGCGCGAAUGUGACACAGGAUCUCGCCGAGGGCACGACGCAUCUCGUGGCCGCCGCGUCUGGGACGCACAAGGUGAACACGGCGCGGAAGCGUGAGGGCUUGUAUAUCGUGUCGCCGGACUGGCUGUGGUCGUGCGCUGAGCGCUGGGAACACGUGGAUGAGCGGGUGUUUCCACUGGAUCCCAACAAUCCGUCCAAGAUGCGCCAGCCACCGCCACACUGCCACAGUCCGGAACACGUGGUGAGCUAUGGCGAGCGUGCGGACACCGCGAGCGAGCCCAAGUUCAUGGACACCAUCAAUCCCCUGCUGAGCUUCUCCAAGUCCGACUUGGCGGAAAUGAACAAGGAGUUCGACCAGUUCUUUGACUCCGACGCGGACUCCUCGAGUAGCGACGAGUCUGUGGAUAUGGAGAACCCACCGGAGAAGAGGAGCGUGCGGAAGAGGAGGCGCCAGGAGGAGGCGGAGAGCAGGAGACACAUCGAGGAAGAGAAGCUGAGAAUUGCAUUCGAGGCCAAUGAAGAGAGUAUCGACAAGACGGAGAACAGCUCUGAGGACGACGACGAAAUGCCGAGCACCAAAUUCCGGAGAGGUGGAGACUUGCCGUCCGAUCUAGACAUCGGCUCCAACGACGGGAGCGAAGGCAGCGAGAAUCCCCUGGACGAUGAUGACGGCGACUGGAACAUGAUGGGAGCAGCUCUGGAGCGAGAAUUCUUGGGCUUAGACUGAAUAAAGAUGAGUGAUUUGAGUUCAAAA